This is a messenger RNA of Akanthomyces muscarius, 693 nucleotides long. RefSeq lists its product as uncharacterized. The coding region runs from base 1 to 693 and encodes 230 amino acids. Lineage: Eukaryota; Fungi; Ascomycota; Sordariomycetes; Hypocreales; Cordycipitaceae. The record is from RefSeq and is a predicted model, not a curated record. The transcript is spliced from 3 exons.
AUGGCGAGCACUGCCGACACCGAAAUGGCGGCAAUUAGUCCUGCGCAAAUCGCGGCGCUCUCUAUUAGCAUAUUCGCCAUUCUGGUGUUCACCAGCACAAGCAUCUAUUUGUGCGGGCGGCGCAAGGGCUGCAAGGUGGCGACACAGCGAGCGAUACAAAGCAUCGUCCACCUGCACCUCCAUCCCCACACGCGCAUACCAGAAGAUGCGACGAGACCGCAAAGCUCGACGGCGACUGAACUGCAGGGCACGAGCGGCGGCGGCGGGCGACUCACCAAGCUGAUAAAACAGAUAUUCGGCAUCACGGCCGCCACUGCCGGCGCCACCGCCACCGCCGAAGAAGCGUCAUCGGCGGAAAAGAAACAAGAUUCCAGAGCGUCGAGAUCGCGAGCGACGUCGCCGCUGCAAAUAGGCAUUCAUCCGGGCUCAAGCAACCGGUUUAGCGGCACGGAAGAGUUUCAGGCCGCCGUGCACAAUCUUCUGGGCUACCGGCCUGAUGAGCUGCAGGAAUGGUACUCUGAGUCCGACGACGACGCGCAUGACGAAUCGCAACAGGAGCAAGAUGAGGGCUUCUUUCCGGCAGUGGGCCACUGUGGCUCGCCGCUGCCGGCAUAUCAAGAAGUGGCAGAGACGGAACCGCACAGGUUUUCGUGGCAAGGGCAAGAAUCUGAUUAUCGACCGGAGAAGAGAUAG